CGUCGAUACGCCGGUCGAAGCACUUGCGACUGUCCAAACUGCCAAGAACUUGACCGACUCGGACCGAUAUCCGGUUCGGCCCAAUACCGAAAGCGAAACAUCCACACCUGCCACAUGCCUGGAUGCGGCAAGAUCUACAACAAAACUUCGCACCUAAAGGCGCACCUACGCUGGCACACCGGAGAACGACCGUUCGUCUGCAACUGGCUCUUCUGUGGCAAGCGCUUCACACGGUCGGACGAGUUGCAGCGCCACAUUCGGACACACACGGGCGAGAAGCGGUUCGUGUGCACGGUCUGUAGCAAGAGGUUCAUGCGUAGUGACCACCUCAAUAAGCAUCUCAAGACCCAC
Molecule: messenger RNA, 351 nt
Organism: Helobdella robusta
Lineage: Eukaryota; Metazoa; Annelida; Clitellata; Rhynchobdellida; Glossiphoniidae
Exons: 1
Biological process (GO): regulation of transcription by RNA polymerase II
Molecular function (GO): DNA-binding transcription factor activity, RNA polymerase II-specific; RNA polymerase II cis-regulatory region sequence-specific DNA binding
Source: RefSeq, a predicted model, not a curated record